Molecule: messenger RNA, 2184 nt
Organism: Pipra filicauda (Wire-tailed manakin)
Lineage: Eukaryota; Metazoa; Chordata; Aves; Passeriformes; Pipridae
Gene: ARV1
Product: ARV1 homolog, fatty acid homeostasis modulator
Exons: 5
Coding region: 38-742 (234 amino acids)
Biological process (GO): sterol metabolic process; sphingolipid metabolic process; intracellular sterol transport
Cellular component (GO): Golgi apparatus; cortical endoplasmic reticulum
Source: RefSeq, a predicted model, not a curated record
GGAGCGCUGAGAGGGCUGGGAGGUGCUGUCGCGCGCCAUGGCGGCGCUCGGUGCCUACCGCUGCAUCGAGUGCAACGGGGAGGCGGCGGAGCUGUACCGGGACUACCGGCGCGGGGUGCUCCGCAUCUCCAUCUGCAAAUCCUGCCAGAAACCUGUGGACAAAUAUAUUGAGUAUGAUCCUGUUAUCAUCUUGAUUAAUGCUGUCUUAUGUAAAGCACAAGCAUACAGGCACAUUCUUUUCAAUACAAAGAUAAAUAUUCAUGGAAAGCUCUGCAUAUUUUGUUUGCUCUGUGAAGCUUAUAUCAGGUGGUUGCAGCUACAGGAUUCAAGCCAAAAUACAGAUCCUGAUGACUUAAUCAGAUAUGCCAAAGAAUGGGAUUUUUAUAGAAUGUUUGGCAUAGCUUCUUUAGAACAAACUUCAUUUUUCAUUGGCAUUUUUAUUACCUUAUGGUGGAUGACACCUGAAAUGCUGAAAAGAAAGUCUGACUUCAUUUUACUUCUCAAAGCACUGCUGUUGUCCACCUAUGGAAAGCUUUUGCUAAUCCCAGCUGUUAUUUGGGAACAUGACUACACACCUUUGUGCCUUGCGUUUAUAAAAGUGUUUGUCUUGAUAUCAAACUCUCAGGCAAUUAGAGUUACAUUGAACUUGAAUCGAAUACUCCCUUGGUUUGCCAUCUUCUUUGGAUUAAUUUUGGAAAAUGGUGUGGUCUGCUUGUUCCAGAAGAUGGGAUGGGAUGUUUGAAAUGGUCAGCCCAGAUAUGAAGAAAUACCAACACUAUGAUUAUCAUUUUCUAAGAAUGAUCUCUGCCAGCAGGCUCUAAAGACACUAUUUUCAUAAUGAUAAAAAAGAUGAUAGAUAACAAAAACUUGGGUGGGUUUAGACAGUUUCAGAAUGAGUUAAAAUGAGAAACUUCAGAAGUUUAGCUCUUUACUGUGAUGAGCCAUAAAACUUCAGCCUUAGCUUGUUUAUUUUCUCAUUAAAAAUAGGAACGUGUCACCAUCCUAAUAAUUUUAUAAAUCUGCCUGCAUAGCUAUGGCUGCUAGAAAACAGGUACACUUAAAAAACCCAGCACUUCUACCAAUCACUGCAUUUUGGCAUUAAGAGGAGGAUGAAUUGUUCCCUUAAGAGGAAGGGAAGCAGCGGAAAAAUGUAAAAGCUAAAAUUUAUAUUUCCACAACACCAGAUUUUCAGAGAAACAAGUGAACAUGUGCAAACAGUUUAUUAGAGAAAAGGCAAGUAUUGCACAAUAAAACUUCAGUGGGAAAACCAAGAGCAUUCUCCGGAAUGUUUAUGUAACACUCCAAAAUAAUAAAAUAUCUAGUUCUAGAGUAAUCUCUAGGAACGAUAGUUGUAACUGGCUUGAAAUUUUCUGUGAUCUCAUAAAUGCUGCUGCUUUGUUUUGAAAGCUGAAAAGAGAGUAAAAGAACUCUGAUCCCCAACAUACAUGGUUGUUCAGGAUACCGCUACUUCUGCAUUUAAUAUUAAGUCACAUCCCCCACACCCAGCCCUCAUCUGGCAGCAGGUUUAGCAGAAGCAAAAAGUGAAAUAUUAGGCUGUUCAGCAACAGAGUAGUACUUUAAAAAAACAAACAAAUGAACAAAAAUGUUUAGGCCUAAAUUAGUGAAGAAACAAAGUUUUGCACCCUUUUCAUCAGCAAGCAGAGAGAGGGGAAGAUGGCCGACAAAGGAGCUGGCAGAAUGAGUUUCCACCGGACAAUAAUUAGGACACAAACUCACUUCUUUUGUGCAAACCAGUUUCCAUUACAUUCCAUCCAAUGUUUCAUUCUCCUGCUUCAGUUCUGGAAGGCUGCACUAUCCAUAGAUAUUACUUCCAUUCUUUGUUUUCCUCAGAUACUGUCUCCGGUCUCUGUUUUGCAAAAUGAAUCAAAAACGUUUUGCAACAAGCUAAUUGCCGACAGGUUUAGAGUAAGUCUAGAUUAUGACCAUAGAAGACAUCAAACAUGUUUGUCUGAUGCAACUGCCCUUGCUAUAUAAGUUAUUUGGUCAGAAAAGCAAAUGGUUGCUGAUUCUGUUUUGUUAGGUUGGAGGCUGACAGCACUUGUGUUAUUUGUGUUACACUUUACAGCUUCCUGGGCAUGUAAGAGAAGGCAAAAAACCCCAAAUUGCAACCUUUUAAAGUAUGUGAGACUCUUGAUUGGUAAUAAAUUAAACUAAUUUCCCAAA